Molecule: messenger RNA, 1032 nt
Organism: Gekko japonicus
Lineage: Eukaryota; Metazoa; Chordata; Lepidosauria; Squamata; Gekkonidae
Gene: SIX3
Product: SIX homeobox 3
Exons: 2
Coding region: 1-1032 (343 amino acids)
Biological process (GO): eye development; regulation of transcription by RNA polymerase II; brain development
Cellular component (GO): transcription regulator complex; nucleus
Molecular function (GO): DNA-binding transcription factor activity, RNA polymerase II-specific; RNA polymerase II cis-regulatory region sequence-specific DNA binding
Source: RefSeq, a predicted model, not a curated record
AUGGUGUUCCGAUCCCCUCUAGAGCUUUAUCCCACCCACUUCUUUCUACCAAACUUCCCCAGCGACCCGCACCACCACCACCGCUCGCUGCUCCUGGCCAGCGGUGGCAGCAGCGCCGGAGCUGGAGGGAACGGCGGCGGCAGCGGCGGCAGCAGCAGUGCCGCCACCGGGUGCAGCGCCGGAUCGGCCGGUGGCGGCGGCGGCGGCGGAGGAGGAGGCGGAGGCGGCGGAGGAGGCGCCUCGCGCGGGGCCCCGGAAGAGCUGUCCAUGUUCCAGCUGCCCACCCUCAACUUCUCGCCGGAGCAAGUGGCCAGCGUCUGCGAGACGCUGGAGGAGACGGGCGACAUCGAGCGGCUGGGCCGGUUCCUGUGGUCGCUGCCGGUGGCCCCCGGGGCCUGCGAGGCCAUUAACAAGCACGAGUCCAUCCUGCGCGCCCGGGCGGUGGUGGCCUUCCACACCGGCAACUUCCGCGACCUCUACCACAUCCUGGAGAACCACAAGUUCACCAAGGAGUCCCACGGCAAGCUCCAGGCCAUGUGGCUAGAAGCCCACUACCAGGAAGCCGAGAAGCUGCGCGGGCGCCCCUUGGGGCCGGUCGACAAGUACCGCGUCCGCAAGAAGUUCCCCCUGCCCCGGACCAUCUGGGAUGGCGAGCAGAAGACGCACUGCUUCAAGGAGCGGACUCGCAGCCUCCUGCGGGAGUGGUACCUCCAGGACCCCUAUCCCAACCCCAGCAAGAAAAGGGAACUGGCCCAGGCCACCGGCCUCACCCCCACGCAAGUGGGCAACUGGUUCAAGAACCGGCGGCAGCGGGAUCGGGCGGCGGCGGCCAAGAACAGGCUCCAGCACCAAGCCAUCGGACAGAGCGGCAUGCGGUCCUUAUCAGAGCCCGGCUGCCCGACUCACAGCUCGGCCGAAUCUCCGUCCACGGCGGCCAGCCCCACCACCAGCGUCUCCAGCUUGACAGAAAGGGCCGAGACGGGCACGUCCAUCCUCUCGGUCACCUCCAGCGACUCAGAAUGUGAUGUAUGA